Molecule: messenger RNA, 998 nt
Organism: Halichondria panicea
Lineage: Eukaryota; Metazoa; Porifera; Demospongiae; Suberitida; Halichondriidae
Product: vesicle transport through interaction with t-SNAREs homolog 1A-like
Exons: 9
Coding region: 263-931 (222 amino acids)
Biological process (GO): vesicle fusion with Golgi apparatus; intra-Golgi vesicle-mediated transport; Golgi to vacuole transport
Cellular component (GO): Golgi apparatus; endoplasmic reticulum membrane; late endosome membrane
Molecular function (GO): SNAP receptor activity; SNARE binding
Source: RefSeq, a predicted model, not a curated record
UGAAGGGCAGUGUGGGCCUCUUUUUUAGCAACGGGGACAAGACGAGUGUAGUGGAGUGAUUCCAGGACUUCCAAGAGAAAGAUCACGCAAGGUCAGGGUUCGUUGCCACGGAGGAGGUGGUGUGUCAACAAGGACCACUCAGCCAGUUCACUCACACCAUGGAGCCACAGCUGAGGAAGCUAGGACUGCCCACUGCACUCACGAAAGUUGUUGUCUGUGUGGCCGUGGGUACUACCUAAUCCCAGAAGAAAAACUUAACAGAAUGGCUGCUGUGUUUGAGACGUAUGAGAAACAGUUUGCCACUAUCACUGCUGACAUCACAGCAAGGAUUGGAAGGAUACCUAACUUAGUUGGAACUGAAAAAAAGACGGCGGUGGGUGUGGUCCAAGGAAACAUUGAUGAGGCCAGAGAGCUGCUUGAGCAGAUGGACUUGGAAUUAUAUGAUGCUGCACCCGAUGUUCGCCCUGCACUUAUACGCAGAGUAGAAAACUUCAAAAGGGAACUGUCUCGUCUCAGAAAAGAAUUUCGUACAUCUCAAGUAGCAGUGGGAGGAGCUUCAAUGAGAAAGGAACUGUUUGGCAAUGAGCCGGUAACUUCCGAAGAUCAUAGAGAGCGUCUACUGGACAGCACAUCUCGUCUAGACAAGACUUCCAAUCGAUUGGAGGAGGGUCAUCGCAUCGUCAUGGAGACAGAGCAAAUUGGUAUGGACAUCAUGAACAAUCUCCAGAGAGACAGGGGAACCAUUCAGAGGGCUAGAUCAAGGCUACGAGAGACUGAUGCAGAUAUCACGCAAGGUGGCAGAAUUGUUAGUAGAAUACGGAAAAGGAUCAUCCAGCACAAGGUGUUCUUCAUAGUAGGGAUCAUUGUGAUGCUGCUCAUCAUAGCACUGCUUAUAUUUGCUAUCGUAAUGAUAAAAAAAAGUCAAAACUGACAUUAUCUAUAAUUAUAGUGUUCCUGUUUGUGUUUGUAGCUGUCAGUUCUAUGUGUUGUGUUACCUA